CAGGACUGCCACCUGGCCUUCGGCGGAGGCAGCGACAGGCCCGCGGAGGACCUGGCCGCCUGGUGCAGGGAGCUGCGGGACCAGCAGAUCGAGUCGCUCGCGGCAGUCGACGACGAGAUGAUGGAGGCGUUCGUGGAGUUCGACGGCGACGUGCCGCGGGUCGUCAUCGAGGGCGCCCUGCAGCGCGCCGUCGCCGCCGGCAAAGUGAUGCCGCUGGUGGCCGGCAGCGCCAAGACCGGCAUCGGCAUCGAGGCGCUGCAGGAGGUGGUCCACGAGUUCAUCCCCCCCGGGGACGGGAAGGCGCUGGUGGAGAGCCUGGGCGUGAGCCUGUUCGGCGGCGUGUUCUUCGACACCGUCCCGCCCUUCGUCGGCUGGGCCUUCGCCGUGCGGGCGCCGGCGCACGGUGGCGAGCGGCACGUCGAGGUGCGCAUUCUGGACGGGACGCUGAGCAGGGGCGACGAGGUGAAGUUCGCAGGGAGUUCGCAUAAGGAGGCCUUCACCAUCCCGAAGGUCCUGAUCCACGGGGCCCGGGGCGAGCUGGUGGAGUGCCCCACGGCCGGGCCAGGCGACCUGGUGGUGCUGCCCGCGCCUGGCUGGCUGGACCACAAGGCGCUUGGCGCCCACGGCCUGACGCUGUGCGAUGCCCACCGCCCUGUCGGCACCUCCCCGGCGAUCCUGCCGCUGGGCGAGGCCGGCGCCGCCGCGGAGGCGGCCGGGUGCAGCUUCGCGCUGCAGCUGGAGGGCCUGGACAAGAAGGAGCAGAGGCGGCUCCUUGAUGCGCUGGAGGCGCUGCAGCGCGAGGACGACGGCCUCGCCCUCCGGGUCUCCCAGUGCGGCGAGCACGUGCUGUCCUGCACGGGGCCCCUGCACCUCGAGCUGGUGCGGGAGCGGCUCGCCGAGGACUUCAAGAUCAUGCAGCUGCGCCUCGGCAAGCCGCAGGUUGAGUACCAGGCCACCUUGAAGAACCCGACCAAGGCCAAGGGCAGCCAUGUGCCUACUGGGAAGGUGAAGAUGCGCAAGGGCAUCAUUCACCACGGCGGCGGGGGUGCGCCAGACGCGUGGGUGACGGUGGAGAUCGUCCCCGGGGCCCGCGACUCGGGCGUCGAGGUGGAGGUCGUCGGGCAGGGGGCCUGCCAGG
Prorocentrum cordatum is the source of this 1138-nucleotide messenger RNA. NCBI's taxonomy places the organism in Eukaryota, Dinophyceae, Prorocentrales, Prorocentraceae. The record is from the annotation of a GenBank genome assembly.